This is a messenger RNA of Cercocebus atys (sooty mangabey), 5009 nucleotides long. It is a transcript of the gene MYO1E, whose product is annotated as myosin IE. Lineage: Eukaryota; Metazoa; Chordata; Mammalia; Primates; Cercopithecidae. Gene Ontology annotation, cellular component: microvillus; myosin complex; plasma membrane. The transcript has 29 exons. Gene Ontology annotation, molecular function: microfilament motor activity; ATP binding; actin filament binding. Gene Ontology annotation, biological process: vesicle transport along actin filament; actin filament organization. Bases 436 to 3993 code for a protein of 1185 amino acids. The record is from RefSeq and is a predicted model, not a curated record.
AAACCCUGAUUGGUCAGGCCUGAGCUGAGUUCUCCAUUUAUGGACAGAUUGCCCGGCCCGAGCCGAGACUCAGCCAGAGGAGUACGGAUUAAGUGGCCGAAGAAAGAGGAACGAGGCAGGCUAGCGAGGCGGACGCUCCAAGUGCAUCGGACUCACCUGGGCCGGCGGCGAGUGGCGGCUCCGAGUGGGCUCCUGCCCUCCGCAGCAUGCGCCGCGCCUGCUAAGUCGCAGCCGUCUCGCUCUCACCUAGCGCCGCGGAUCCCGCCUGGAUGGAGUCCCCCCUGGGUUCCCAUUGGCUCCUGUGAGUGCUUGGGUGUCGGGAGCCUGUUUUUGGCGAGGGGAACCAACUUUUGAAGUUCGCCCAGGAGACUGCGUUCCAGCCCCAGCUCCCCGGCAGCGGGACUCGGCGGAGGCGCGACCGCGGCGCGAGUCACCAUGGGAAGCAAAGGUGCCUACCGAUACCAUUGGCAAAGCCACAAUGUCAAGCACAGUGGUGUGGACGACAUGGUGCUACUCUCCAAGAUCACAGAGAAUUCCAUCGUGGAGAAUCUGAAGAAGAGAUACAUGGACGACUACAUUUUUACAUACAUAGGAUCUGUAUUAAUCUCAGUCAACCCUUUCAAGCAGAUGCCAUAUUUUGGGGAAAAGGAAAUUGAAAUGUACCAAGGAGCGGCACAGUAUGAAAACCCACCACAUAUCUAUGCCCUUGCGGAUAGUAUGUACAGAAACAUGAUCAUUGACAGAGAGAACCAGUGCGUCAUCAUCAGUGGUGAAAGUGGUGCUGGAAAAACAGUGGCUGCCAAAUAUAUCAUGAGCUACAUCUCCAGAGUGUCUGGAGGAGGCCCCAAAGUCCAGCACGUGAAGGACAUUAUCCUACAGUCCAACCCACUGCUGGAGGCCUUCGGGAACGCCAAGACCGUCCGGAACAACAACUCCAGCCGAUUUGGAAAAUACUUUGAAAUCCAGUUCAGUCCAGGUGGGGAACCAGAUGGUGGAAAGAUCUCCAACUUCCUUCUGGAAAAAUCUAGGGUGGUGAUGAGGAACCCAGGAGAGCGGAGUUUUCACAUAUUUUACCAGCUCAUCGAGGGCGCCUCUGCAGAGCAGAAGCACGGCCUUGGCAUCACCAGCAUGGACUAUUAUUACUACCUGAGCCUCUCGGGCUCAUACAAGGUUGAUGACAUUGACGACAGGCGGGAGUUUCAGGAAACUCUGCAUGCCAUGAAUGUGAUUGGGAUCUUUGCAGAAGAGCAAACGCUGGUGUUGCAGAUCGUGGCGGGUAUUCUCCACCUGGGAAACAUCAGCUUCAAAGAAGUUGGCAACUACGCAGCUGUGGAGAGUGAAGAGUUUUUAGCUUUUCCUGCAUAUCUGCUAGGGAUAAACCAGGACCGGUUGAAAGAAAAGCUAACAAGCCGGCAGAUGGAUAGCAAGUGGGGAGGCAAAUCCGAAUCCAUCCACGUGACCCUCAAUGUGGAGCAGGCCUGUUACACCCGGGAUGCGCUCGCCAAGGCCCUGCACUCCCGGGUUUUUGAUUUCUUGGUAGAUUCGAUCAAUAAAGCCAUGCAGAAAGACCAUGAAGAAUACAACAUUGGCGUCCUAGACAUCUAUGGCUUUGAAAUAUUCCAGAAAAAUGGCUUUGAACAGUUUUGUAUCAAUUUUGUUAAUGAAAAACUGCAGCAGAUUUUUAUUGAACUGACAUUAAAGGCGGAACAGGAAGAAUAUGUUCAAGAGGGAAUAAGAUGGACACCCAUUGAGUACUUUAAUAAUAAAAUUGUAUGUGACCUCAUAGAGAACAAAGUGAACCCUCCUGGCAUCAUGAGCAUCCUGGAUGAUGUGUGCGCCACGAUGCAUGCGGUUGGUGAGGGGGCAGAUCAGACACUGCUCCAGAAACUUCAGAUGCAGAUUGGGAGUCAUGAGCACUUCAACAGUUGGAACCAAGGCUUCAUCAUUCAUCAUUAUGCUGGGAAGGUAUCCUAUGACAUGGAUGGCUUUUGUGAAAGGAACCGGGAUGUGCUUUUUAUGGAUCUCAUUGAGCUUAUGCAGAGCAGUGAGCUGCCUUUCAUAAAGUCUUUAUUUCCGGAAAAUCUGCAAGCUGACAAGAAAGGGCGCCCAACUACUGCCGGAAGCAAAAUAAAGAAACAAGCCAAUGACCUCGUGAGCACCCUGAUGAAAUGUACGCCUCACUACAUUCGCUGCAUCAAGCCAAAUGAAACCAAGAAGCCCAGAGACUGGGAGGAAAGCAGGUAUAGGGGGAAACCAAGCCUUACUGGGGAGACGGCUGUCAGGAACCUGCGUGACAUCGGAAUGAGGAUGCUUCUGAUGGCCUCUUCAGCUCCGCAGCUCCUGAAGGCCCAUUUUGCUGAGUGCGUUAGCCCCACUGUCAGCACAGAUAACCCCAGAUCUUCCACAAUGCUAUUUUUAGACAGUGGUAGAAAGAGUACGCAGGUUUUCACCAGGGUGUUGACAAGGGAAUGCUGGGAAAGGGAAGCAGCGGGAGGCAGCUCUGGAACGGGCAUCCCAGACUGGGGAUUUUUGCAGUCAUGGCGGUCCAUGCCUGAGCCUUCGAACAGCUGGUAUGCCAUUCUGACCAAAGCCACCUGGCCCUCUUGGCAGGGAGAUGAGAAGCAAGGCGUCCUGCACCUGCUGCAGUCGGUCAACAUGGACAGCGACCAGUUCCAGCUGGGGAGGAGUAAAGUGUUCAUCAAAGCCCCCGAGUCUCUAUUUCUUUUAGAAGAGAUGAGAGAGAGAAAGUAUGAUGGAUAUGCUCGAGUGAUACAGAAAUCAUGGAGGAAAUUUGUGGCCCGGAAGAAAUAUGUUCAAAUGAGAGAAGAAGCCUCAGACAUCUUACUGAACAAGAAGGAGAGAAGAAGAAACAGUAUUAACAGGAACUUUAUAGGGGAUUACAUUGGGAUGGAGGAGCACCCAGAGCUCCAGCAGUUCGUGGGCAAGAGGGAGAAGAUUGAUUUUGCAGACACAGUCACCAAGUACGACAGGAGGUUCAAGGGUGUAAAGCGAGACCUGCUUCUUACCCCAAAGUGCUUGUACUUAAUCGGACGAGAAAAGGUCAAACAGGGUCCAGACAAGGGCCUGGUGAAAGAAGUCCUGAAGCGGAAAAUCGAGAUAGAACGGAUCUUGUCUGUGUCCCUCAGUACUAUGCAGGAUGACAUUUUUAUUCUCCAUGAGCAAGAGUAUGACAGUUUGCUUGAAUCUGUCUUCAAAACUGAAUUCCUAAGCCUCUUAGCAAAGCGUUACGAGGAGAAAACCCAGAAGCAACUACCUCUGAAAUUCAGCAAUACGCUUGAACUGAAGUUGAAAAAGGAGAACUGGGGUCCCUGGAGUGCGGGGGGCUCCCGGCAAGUGCAGUUCCACCAAGGCUUUGGGGACCUGGCUGUACUCAAGCCCAGUAACAAAGUGCUGCAGGUCAGCAUUGGACCUGGACUGCCCAAGAACUCCCGUCCUACCAGAAGGAACACUACCCAAAAUAGAGGUUAUUCCGGUGGGACUCAAAAUGCCAACUACCCGAUGAGAGCGGCCCCUCCUCCCCCAGGAUACCAUCAGAACGGAGUCAUCAGAAACCAGUUCGUGCCACAUCCCGACGCUCCUGGAAGCCAGAGGGCCAGUCAGAAAAGCCUGUACACCUCCAUGGCCCGCCCGCCCUUGCCACAGCAGCAGUCUACUGGUUCAGACCGAGUGUCACAGACGCCAGAGAGCCUGGAUUUCCUCAAGGUCCCGGACCAGGGAGCUGCAGGGGUCAGGAGACAAACGACCAGUAGGCCUCCCCCAGCAGGGGGCAGACCCAAGCCCCAGCCCAAGCCCAAGCCUCAGGUGCCACAGUGCAAGGCUUUGUAUGCCUAUGACGCUCAGGACACAGACGAACUCAGCUUUAAUGCCAAUGACAUUAUUGAUAUUAUCAAAGAAGAUCCUUCUGGCUGGUGGACGGGUCGACUACGAGGCAAGCAGGGCCUGUUCCCCAACAACUAUGUGACCAAGAUCUGAGGCGCCCAUGACUCUGACGCAUGGGGCAGAGGAGCUCCAGGCACAGACCAGGGGAGGAGAUAUUUAGGGGCUCCCCUUACAAUCCACAAUGAGCAACUGCUUCUCCAAGGCCUGGAGCUAUUCUGGUACCUUCCCCAUGGAGGACACUGAAAAGACUGGGUUGGGGACAGGGAGUAUCACUCCGUAAGUGAUCCUAAAAGGUAGCCUCUUCAUAGGAACCCAGGAGGGCAAAACCACCAUGCAUUAAGAUUUAUUUAUUGUAUUUAAACCUGGUGAGAGGACAAGUGAGGUCUGCUCAGACCUUAUAGGCUUCUAUCAAAACAGCACCCGGCUUGCUCACCAGGCCUAGGGAAUGGCUGUAGGCGGCCGCUGACAAGUGCCUUUAGUUGAAGAGCACAUUUCUUUCAUCUCUUUUGUCCGUACCUGAUAUACACAUUCCUCUCUGCCACCUUCCCUCAGGGAGGACCCGCCCUCUGCAGACUGGGCUCAGCGUGAGCAGGCACUUCCCACGCACAUGCCAAGGGCAAGCUGGCCUGCUGAGCCCAGGGGGACAGCGGGGCACUGGUUUACACUUUGCCGGGACCAUCAGGGCCGCCAAGCAGGUCAGGGGCUGGGGGCUGGGGGCUGGGCUGCCGGCUUUGCUUUCUCUGGGUCUUCAGUUGGAAUGUGGCUGGCCCAUGUUGGUUUGUGUUUAAAUGCUGUACUUAUUACAAGAAGGAUCUUUUUUCAAGCUGUACAUUUAUAAAAACAGAUCAUAUACUGUAUAUAUAAAAAUCUUGAGAUGGUAGAAACAUGUAUGAAUGUACUAAGUAGUAGUCCACUGUACUCAUUCAUAAGGUAGGUUUUCUUACAAAACUCACACCAGGUACUUACAGAUGUGCCCUGCUCUUUUCCAAUUAGGGAAUGUCAUUGCUUUCUAGCUCAGUCCCUGCACUCUUCUCAACUCUUUCUCUAUAGGAAACUUCCUCCGCAUCCCGCCCCCACCUCCUAAAUAAAUAAAGGAAUCCGCGAACACC